GAGCAAGGGAAAGAAGGGAGAGAGGGAAACAGGUAGUCUUUUGAGGGGGAAACACCCCUUAAAACUUUUUUACCUCCAAAUUACCUGGGGAUAAUCCACACCCCCUCCCGGGGAUGAACAAAAUUACUGUGCCCGACAUGUCAAUUGACAAGUGGUCUCAGCUGUCAAAACGAAAGCAAAUCAAGCAAGCGCUGCUUACAAUUGCUUGCUUCAAUUCCAAUUCCAUGGAGGUGCUUCAUAUCUUUGACACGAAACCCCAUUCCUUUUUAUAUAUGUCCUAUGUGCGAGCAUAUAUACAAACAAACACAACCCAACCCAACCUUACCUCACAAUGAUUCAAUCUAACUAUUAAUGGAACUAAACAAUCAGGAAAACCAUAAUAAUGUAAUUAUAAUCUUAAAUACGCAAGUAAUUUAACUAAACUAUAGUCACACGAUGGUAAAAUAUUAUUAUAAUUACAUGGAAUAUUUUUAUAAAACGCCUAGAAACACACACCCUCUGCCAGAGAGGAAUAUUAUCAAAGAUACACAGAGAGCCAUUUGUGGCAUUUCAGAGAAAGAGAGAAGGAUUGAUUUAUUUUAGGAGCCAUAUUUGCAAGAUUUCUCGUGAAAGCUCACAAGCCAAGAAAAGUGAACUUCAACUUCAACUUCAACGUCGCUCACGUAAUUCCUUCCACUGCAUGUUCAAGAGUCCUGUGACCCUUUCUUUUCCACUUUCCUCUGCAAAUACUCAUUUCCUGGGUAUCCAAACAGUUGUUGCCGCCCCAAACUUCAAAGAAGCCCUCCUUUAAUAUGCGUUUCCCUUCCUAGAUUUUUGGUUCCUUCGGCUUCUUCUAGGUACAUUUGCCGGGAACUUCUCCGACCUCAGCAUUCCAGAUUAAUUAAUCUUUGCCAUAUCCAAAGUUCUCGGCAUCUACUUUAUUGGGAUCAGUGUUUUGGUUGGUUCAUCAUCUUGUUAAUUACGAUCUAUCAUCAUCACCACCACCAUUUUUGGGGGGUUCAGUUUCUUGGUGAAUCGACUGGAAUGGAUUCUUGGUGUGUAAACUUGAGAGCCAAUACCCACUUGGCAAGAGGAAGAAAGGAUUCUUUCAGUGAUGGAGACUUUGGCUUUCUGGGCGAAAGAAUCAGAGGCAAUCUGGGUACUAGUCUUCGGGUUAAUCAGUUCCCAAAAAGCAUGAGAAUCGAUAGAAUAAGGAAGAUCCAACCUGGAGUUUCUUGCUCAUCUGUUGUUACAUCAGAUAAUGGCAAAGGGACUCUGUUUCAGACCAUACCAGCACCACUGCUGGAAAGACAUCGGGCGAACCCAAAAAAUGUGGCUGCAAUUGUACUGGGAGGAGGUGCAGGGACUCAACUCUUUCCUCUUACAAGUAGAGCUGCAACACCAGCAGUUCCAGUUGGUGGGUGUUACAGGCUCAUCGAUAUACCAUUGAGCAACUGCAUCAAUGGCGGCAUAAACAAGAUCUUUGUGCUGACCCAGUUCAACUCUGCUUCUCUAAACCGGCAUAUUGCUCGAACAUAUUUUGGAAAUGGCGUGAAUUUUGGGGAUGGAUUUGUGGAGGUUCUAGCAGCCACACAAACACCUGGAGAGGCGGGUAAAAUGUGGUUCCAAGGGACUGCAGAUGCUGUAAGGCAAUUUACUUGGGUUUUUGAGGAUGCCAAGAACAAGGAUAUUGAGAAUAUACUGAUCUUGUCAGGCGAUCAUCUUUACCGCAUGGAUUAUAUGGACCUCAUCCAGAAUCACAUCGACAGAAAUGCUGAUAUUACAGUUUCAUGUACACCUGCUGGGGAAAGCCGAGCCUCAGAUUUUGGGUUGAUGAAGAUCGAUCGAAACGGAAGAGUCAUACAAUUUUCUGAAAAACCAAAGGGUUUUGAUCUGGAAGCCAUGGAGGUGGAUACCACUCUGUUAGGUUUGUCUCCACAAGAGGCUGCAAAAGCUCCUUACAUUGCUUCAAUGGGAAUCUAUGUGUUUAGAACAGAUAUUCUGUUGAAGCUUCUCAAGUGGAGAUAUCCUACAUCAAAUGACUUUGGAUCUGAAAUCAUCCCUUCAGCUGUGAUGGAGCACAAUGUCCAAGCAUAUAUUUUCAGAGAUUACUGGGAAGACAUUGGAACGAUAAAGUCUUUCUAUGAGGCUAACUUGGCCCUAACAGAAGAGUCUCCUAAGUUUGAAUUUUAUGAUCCAAAGACACCAAUCUUCACAUCUCCUAGGUUCUUGCCACCAACCAAAAUGGACAAGUGCCGGAUUAAGGACUCAAUUAUUUCACAUGGUUGUUUCUUGAGAGAAUGCAGCAUUGAACACACUAUCGUGGGUGAACGAUCGCGACUAGACUCUGGGGUUGAGCUUAAGGGGACCUUGAUGUUGGGGGCAGACUACUACCAAACUGAAUCAGAAAUUGCAGCUUUACUGGCAGAGGGCAAGGUCCCAAUGGGAAUCGGAAGGAAUACAAAAAUAAGGAACUGUAUAAUUGACAAGAAUGCAAAGGUAGGCAAAGAUGUUGUCAUCAUGAACAAAGAUGGUGUUCAAGAAGCCGACAGACCAGAGGAAGGAUUUUACAUACGGUCAGGGAUCACUGUCGUAGUAGAGAAGGCAAUAAUUGACGAUGGCACAGUCAUAUAAUGGGGAUUGAAAUUCCCAUGGGCUAGUUUGGGGGUAUAUGACAAGCC
Molecule: messenger RNA, 2660 nt
Organism: Diospyros lotus (date-plum)
Lineage: Eukaryota; Viridiplantae; Streptophyta; Magnoliopsida; Ericales; Ebenaceae
Product: glucose-1-phosphate adenylyltransferase large subunit 1-like
Exons: 15
Coding region: 1024-2613 (529 amino acids)
Biological process (GO): glycogen biosynthetic process
Molecular function (GO): glucose-1-phosphate adenylyltransferase activity
Source: RefSeq, a predicted model, not a curated record